This is a messenger RNA of Aspergillus costaricaensis CBS 115574, 1093 nucleotides long. RefSeq names its product protein transporter TIM17. NCBI's taxonomy places the organism in Eukaryota, Fungi, Ascomycota, Eurotiomycetes, Eurotiales, Aspergillaceae. The record is from RefSeq and is a predicted model, not a curated record. The transcript is spliced from 4 exons. Gene Ontology annotation, cellular component: TIM23 mitochondrial import inner membrane translocase complex; mitochondrial inner membrane. Gene Ontology annotation, biological process: protein import into mitochondrial matrix. Gene Ontology annotation, molecular function: transmembrane protein transporter activity. Bases 276 to 740 code for a protein of 154 amino acids.
CCCAGACUCUGUUCUUUAAAGACAGCAUCCAGCUUGUCACUCCGACCUCAACUCCUCCAUCCUAUCCCGAUUGCCCCUUGAGGCUCAUCACCCGACUAUCGAUUAUCUCAUUCCCAGCGUUCCGACCCUCGUCCGGAUAAGCUUGGAGUCACCUUCUUUCGACCUACACUUCCUUUGAUCCGUGCAGUUCGACCAGUACAGCAGGUCUUCGAUCUUACGACUCCACUCACCUCCCUCCUUCUUCUCCGGUCCUCUCUUCUUCCUUCAUAUUCGAUAUGGAUCACUCCAGAGAUCCCUGCCCCUGGGUUGCUCUUAGCGACUUCGGUGGUGCUUUCUGUAUGGGUGCAAUUGGUGGUGCUGUCUGGCACGGUGUGAAGGGUUUCAGAAACAGCCCCUACGGAGAGCGUCGGAUAGGUGCCAUCACAGCCAUCAAGGCUCGUGCGCCGGUUCUCGGUGGUAACUUCGGUGUUUGGGGUGGUAUGUUCUCGACGUUCGACUGUGCGAUCAAGGGUAUCAGAAAGAAGGAGGAUCCUUACAAUGCUAUCAUUGCUGGUUUCUUCACUGGUGGUGCUUUGGCCGUUCGUGGUGGUGUCAAGGCUGCCAGAAACUCCGCCAUCAUGUGCGCUGUCUUCCUGGCUGUCAUUGAGGGUGUCGGUAUCGGUUUCCAGAGAAUGAUGGCCGACAACACAAAACUAGAGCUUCCUCCUGCCCCUCCGUCCGGCGACAAGGCUGUCGCUUAAUUUACCAAUCGCUUCACGUUAAGACCUACGAUUUCCCCGCCGUUGUCAGCAAUAUUGCCAUAUUAUUUAUAUUCCUCCCUCGUGUCUCUCUUCUCUGGUGUUGGCUGGGUCAUAUCAUUUCAGGAUGCAUGGUAUAGAGGUUUUCGAUUCAUGCUUCGAUCCCUUCUCUUAAAAGAUGUGUUUUUGAGAAAAAAAGGGUUUUGCCGGCGAUUUUGGAUUGCACAGCCUUGCAUCCUUGUGUAUUUCUGCUUUGUCGGAGGCGAACAAAAAAAGAGACGUCUCGGCACUCAUCUUCGGUUCUUCCAGAGAUGUAUUUUCAUUUUUUCUUGUACAUUAACAUGCAAAUCUUACAG